Molecule: messenger RNA, 462 nt
Organism: Cetraspora pellucida
Lineage: Eukaryota; Fungi; Glomeromycota; Glomeromycetes; Diversisporales; Gigasporaceae
Source: the annotation of a GenBank genome assembly
AUGCAUUAUCCCGAAGAAUAUGGUUCCAUUGAAAAUUCCUUAGGCCAGGAUGGUGAUUUUUUGGACGUAAUUUGUUUAAAUGAUAAUCCUACUUUCCCCGGUUGUCAUUUACCGAUUAGAAUUAUCGGAGUGUUAAAAAUGAUUGACGACGGUGAAGAGGACAACAAAAUACUAGCCGUGAAUGCGGUUAAUUCUCGCUUCCAAAACAUUAACGACUUAAAAAAUGUUAGCGAUGGUAAAUUGGAAGAAAUCGCUAAUUUUUUUCUUCGUUAUAAAGAAUUAGAAAAAAAAGAAGUAAAAAUUCUCGGGUGGGGUAAUAAAAAAGAGGCGAAAGAAAUUCUCGUUCACGGUCAAUAUUUAUAUCUCAAACACCAGGAGUUAGUAAAGAAAGGUCCCGAACACAAGAAAAAAUUAGUCGAAAUGUUAAAAGCAGAAAAAACUAACUUAUCACCAUCAAUUUAA